Messenger RNA from Alternaria arborescens, 1803 nucleotides. RefSeq lists its product as hypothetical. The record is from RefSeq and is a predicted model, not a curated record. NCBI's taxonomy places the organism in Eukaryota, Fungi, Ascomycota, Dothideomycetes, Pleosporales, Pleosporaceae. The transcript is spliced from 4 exons. The coding region runs from base 1 to 1803 and encodes 600 amino acids.
AUGUCUAAGUUCUUCAUCCCACCUAAGGAAAUCUCAUUCCGUCUCAAAAACAAGAAGACGGAGAAGGUUCUUUUCUCCCAAGAGAAGAGCCCAGGCUUUGGCCAUUUCAGCGGCGAUACCUUUGCUGACCAAUGGUGGUAUCUUGUACCCGGAGACGGAGAUUACAAAGGACAGUAUCUGGUGAAGAGCAAGUUCACCGAAAACGUUCUGUUCUCCAGAACAGCGAAGAGUCCCAGAGUCGAUCAUCAUGAUGGCAAUGGCAAGUGGGCAGAUCAGUGGUUCAAACUAGAGCCGGGCACGGGAGAUCGCCAGAAUUGGUUCCGGCUUAUGAAUCCUUACAGCAACACAGUUGUGGUUUCCGUCGAUGGAGUCACCAAUGCGAAAGCCGAUGCUGCCACCGACGAUAGCCAGUACUGGUCUUUCGAAUUCGAAGACAUGGAAUUUGUUGGCCUGGACUACGAUAUCAACCAACAGGAGGUUUUGUCUAGCACACCUGCUGUCGUUGGUUCGAAUUCCCAAUCGAAAAGUACUGAUAGCGUUCAAACAAUCACGUUCACACUUACCGAGACUAUGACCACUACUAGCACCUUUGAGCAUUCAUAUGGUAUAACGAUCACGGGCACUGUAAGCGCCACGUUUGGCUGGCCAAGCGUCAUUGAGGGUAAAGUCGAAAUCUCCGUCGCUCAAACCAAGGAUUUCAAGUGGGGCAAACAGAACACGGAAACCAAAACUGCCACUCUCGAGAUAGCAGCGACGGCCAAACCAUUUUCCAAGGUCACUGCCAUAGCUACAGCAACCAAGUCUGACAUUGAAGUUCCAUUUACCAUAACUUGGAAGUCCAAAAAGACCGGUUACCAAGUCAAGUCGAAGGGCGUGUACAAAGGCACGAGCUACUGGAACGCUAACACCAAGCUCACGCAGAGCCAGGAUGUUGAAAACAGAGAACUAGACCUGGAUGAUGGGUCGGAAGGAUGGGAAGAGGCUGAAGUGAUUUCGCGCACCGAGACUACGGCUACAAACGGGGAAUGCAGUCUGGACGACGAAAAACCUGAGGGCGAGAAGAAGGAUUUCGUGAGGGAUGCCCAGGAAGACGAGUACGAACAUGAGCACGCGGCGUAUGGCGCAGAGGGAAGGUAUGCGCAGGAAGAGCCCGAGCACGAGGAUUAUGAGCAGGAAACCGAAGAACAGGAAACCUGGGCGUACGACACAAAGCGCAGCCAGUACGAAGAAGACAGAGACGGCGACACACGGGUUCAACGAUACGGGGAAGACGAUGACACUACGCGAAACGACGGCUAUCGACAGGAUGAUCAGUAUAAUGGAGAGCCAGGGCAAGAGAAGAACGACGCGAACGCACCAGAAGAUUUCGCAUAUAACGGGCGGUCUUUCGACAACGAGAGAUCUUCUUACAAUGGGCAACCUUACAAGGAGCGGUCUUCUUACAACGACCAGAGCUCCUACAACGACCAGAGCUCCUACAACGACCAGGACUCAUACAACGAUCAGAGCUUGUACAACGAAAAAGCGGCAGAAGAGUCCGAAGACGCCGAACCAGGUGAGAAUGCGUAUGAGCAUGCGCGAUACCAGUCAACCCAGAAGUAUAAAGUUUUUUGGGCAGAAGAGCGGGAUCUCAGUGGCUAUCGUGAAAGGCAGGAUGAGCAGGAGAAUGGGACGGAUACAUACGGCGAGACGCGAGGAGCCUCACAAGAGUAUGGAAGGUUCGACGAAGAUGGACGCAGAGAGUUCGAGCAUCCCACGCGUGAAGAUGGAUACCCCGAGACAAACUCACGUUCGAACUGGUAA